Xylaria bambusicola is the source of this 921-nucleotide messenger RNA. RefSeq lists its product as uncharacterized. Gene Ontology annotation, biological process: transcription initiation at RNA polymerase II promoter. The record is from RefSeq and is a predicted model, not a curated record. The transcript has a single exon. NCBI's taxonomy places the organism in Eukaryota, Fungi, Ascomycota, Sordariomycetes, Xylariales, Xylariaceae. The coding region runs from base 1 to 921 and encodes 306 amino acids. Gene Ontology annotation, cellular component: transcription factor TFIIE complex.
AUGUCUACUCUAGCGUCAACAAAGCUAAACAGCAACGGCAAGCGACUAGCGCCGCCAUCGCCCUCCAACGGGGCCAACACCUCGCCCACCAAAUCCGAUGGCACACCCUCAUCCGCCGCCAAACGCCAGAAGCGCGACAAUGUCAGCAGCAUCAGGGACCGCGCCUCCCCAACCCCUACACCCGCAGCUGCCGCGGCCGCUGCGAGGGCGACGGACUUCGGCACUCAUAUGAUGACCCAGUUGACCUACGUGGUUGACUUCCUCAAGGCGAAGCGCGCGUCCAAGACGCUGCAGGAGGUGCUGGACCACUUGACGCUGCACAACCUGCCCGAACACCAGCAGAAGAUAUUCGUCAACCUCAUGCACAAGCACUCGCGCAUCGACUACAUUCCCGCACCAAAAACUGCCAAGGGCGCCACCGGCGACCAGGCGCUUCCCGCCUGGCGCACCGGGAAAUACCAGUUCAAGGCCAAGAUCCCCGGUGUGCACAACAAAGUGACACUGCUCGAACAUCUCCAGCACAAAACAGACGCAUCUUCACUGAGCGUUAAGGACCUGAAGGAUGGCUGGCCCGACUGCGAUCAGGCGAUUACCGAGCUGGAGAACGAGCACAAGAUCCUCGUUGUCCGCACGAAAAAAGACAAUCAUGCUAAAUUCGUGUGGCUUGACGACCCCCGCCUGUCGCACGCCGUCGAUCCCGAGUUCUUGAACAUGUGGCAUCGGAUCGAGCUGCCGCACGCUGACGACAUGGUGCGCAAGCUCCUGGCACUCGGUCAGAAGCCGGCUAGCGAGGCGCCCCAGACCAACGUCAAGGCCACCAACAAGGCCGCGAAGAAGAGAAAGACGACGCGCCCACCCAAACACCAGAGCAACGCCCACAUGGCUCACUUGCUGAAGGACUACUCCCAUAUGAAGCGGUAG